Messenger RNA from Spirodela intermedia, 2533 nucleotides. NCBI's taxonomy places the organism in Eukaryota, Viridiplantae, Streptophyta, Magnoliopsida, Alismatales, Araceae. The record is from the annotation of a GenBank genome assembly.
AUGGCUGCCACCGGCGGGAAGCUCAUGCACGCCGUCCAGUACGAGGCCUGCGGCGGUGGGGCCGCCGCACUGAAGGUAGGAUUUUCUUCUUCUUGAAGAAAUGAGGAUUUGCCUGUUUUUUUCUCGUCGUUGCUCGUCUGAUUCGACUGCGUACUUGAAUAGUUGGUGAUGACUGUCUGUUGAAGGAUUAAAAGGCAGGAAGAACUGACAAAUAAUCGGGCGCACUGUUCCUCCACUGAGUGUGAAUAAUCGAAGAGUAUGGUUCUUCUGAUUUUAGAGGACGAACAGAUCACGGAAUCCCAAACCGCGAUAUAUGAGCGGGAUAGGAACUAUUUUCCAGCGAUAAAAACAGAAAAAUGAUCGCCUGAUCUUGUCUCUCCGUCCUUCAUGACGAGAAGCUAUUUUUUUCUAGGGGGAGGGUGCCAUUUUUAUUUGAAAGCUACUGAUUAGGAGGAAAAAAAAAACUUGUAGAACAGAGCAAUCACUGUCUGCAAUCAUUCUCACGAGGAUAGUUAAUGAUUUCUUCAUUGUGAAGAUUUAUCUACGACUCUAGCUUGGUUUGAAAGACUAGAAAAGCGGGAUAAAAUUAUGAAGAAAAAAUGAUCAAGCGCGAGAUAUGCUCCGAUUCUCGACAUGUUUUCGUUUUUUUAUCCAGGUUAUCAAAUAAUGUUUUGUAUGCUUCAACUUCCCUGAAAUAAUUGUUGGCUGGUAUCCUCUUGGCGCAGCACGUUGACAUUCCGAUUCCUUCACCAAAGAAGGAUGAGCUCUUAUUGAAGCUGGAAGCGGCAAGUAUCAACCCGGCUGAUUGGAAGAUCCAGAAAGGGUUAUUACGGCCGUUUCUGCCUCGAAAAUUUCCAUUCAGGCCAGGUAUGAAAAAGGAUUUGACAUCAUAAAUAUUGGUCGGGUUUAAUCUGUUUAGUGGUAAUAACUGGUGAUCAUUAUUACCCGCAAGUCAGUUACUAAAAUCUGUUUAUUUCGUCUUUGUGUGAUGCUUUCAGAGAAGUUAUAGUCCUUCAUUUACUGCGUUGUACAACUCGAAAUUGAAACCAGUAACGUCCUCGUUUUGUUGCCAUUUUUUCUGAUCAAGAUCAAGGAACUCAUACGGAUAUUUAUCUCUUGAAGGCAGCUGUAUAAGCAUAUUUAUUAUCGAUUGUGAGCUGCCUUGGUUAAUUUCUGAUGAUUGAAAGUACUCGGCUCUCUAGAAGGGAUGCUAUAAUAGAUCAAUCACUUUUUUUUUUCACAAAAUCUCAUAAAAAAUGUUGUUUAAUAUGUUCUAGAUUUCUUAAUUCAAUCGAUUUGCAUGUUUUUGCCCUCAAUUGUUCUGGAAAAAAAUUAAUCAAUAUUUCCGUGAGGUUUUUUCUGGAGAGAUUGCUUUCAGUUUUAGCAGAGAAUGUGGAGACAGUUUCAUUAUUGGUGCCAUGAAACCGAAGAAAACCCAAACGCCGUGCCUGUUGCUGUAUAAAGAACCCAUUAAUAUUGUGUUCAAAGGCUCUCGAUUCCCAUGUUGCAGUCACCGAUGUCGCGGGCGAGGUGGUCGAAGCUGGCUCCGGCGUGGACUCUCUGAAACCCGGCGACAAAGUGGUGUCGAUCCUUCCCUAUUCGGUAGGUUCUCACCUCGCAUGUUUACCUUUUUUAUGAUCAUGGAUCUACCAAAAUACAGAAUUAACAACUCUUUUUGGUGCUCUUCCCAAAAUUUCAUCGAAAUUCAACAUAUAGAAAUACACACACCUGUAUAUUUUUAUAUUUUAUAUUUUAUAUUUUAGAGAGAGAGAGAGAGAGAGGGAGAGAGAGGGAGAGAGAGUUUUGAUCUGUGGUUGGACAUGGACAGAAAGGAGGAGGGUUCGCAGAGUAUGCGGUGGCAUCGGCUAGCAAGACGGUGAAAAGGCCAGCGGAGGUGUCCGCCGCCGACGGCGCGGGCUUGCCGAUGGCGGGGCUCACCGCCCUCCAGACCCUGAAGUCCGCCGGAAUCAGGUUCGACGGCGGCGGCGGCGGCGGCGAGAACGCCGCCAACAUCCUGGUCACCGCCGCCUCCGGCGGGGUGGGCGUGUACGCGGUCCAGCUGGCAAAACUGGGCAAAUGUCACGUCACCGCCACCUGCGGAGCGAGGAACCUGGAGCUGGUGAAUAGUCUAGGCGCUGACGAGGUGCUGGACUAUAAGUCUCCCGGCGGCGCCGCCUUGGAGAGUCCCUCCGGGAAGAAGUACGACGCCGUCAUCCACUGCGCCACCGGCAUCCCCUGGUCAAAGUUCGAGCCGACCUUGUCGGAGAAGGGGAAGGUUAUCGACAUCACCCCCAGCGGCGCCGCCUUACUCACCGCCGCCAUCAAGAAGAUCACCUUCUCCAAGAAGCAGCUGGUGCCCUUCUUCUUCAGCCGCAGAGCGGAGGAGCUGGAGUUCUUGUUGGGCUUGAUGAAGGAAGGGAAGCUGAAGUCGGUCGUUGACUCGAGGCAUCCUCUGAGCCAGGCGGAGGCGGCUUGGGCCAAGAGCGUUGACGGCCACGCCACGGGGAAGAUCGUCGUGGAGAUGGGGCUCUGA